AUGUCCGCGUCCGUGAGAGCAAACUCCGCCCCGAGUUCAGCGAGGGCAGAGCGUCCGCGGGAGGGAGCAGUUGCAGAGGUGCCGUGUCGUACCUUGGUGGAGAGCUCAAAGACGCAGCUUCAGCCGGUUCAUAAUGAAGUGAUCCCAGAGGAGCUGCUGGUCAGUCUCACCUCCACCGUCUGCAGUGAGAAGAGGCUCAUGCCCAGUGCCCACCAGCGCCACUGCAAGGGCUGCACCUUCAGACGCCCAGACGCUGUUUGGCACCACCCUCUCGGACGGAAGAAAUACCAGUACUUUUUGGAGCAGCCCACGUCUCUGGGCGGAGCGGGCAGGGACAUAUCGUUCCUGUGCGAUGCAGCUCAGAGGAAAGCCAUCACUCUGCCCCCACUUUCGGAAAAAGCAGCGGACACACAGAACAUGACCUUGUCUGAAAGCCUGAUCCCAGACGAGUACCACAUCGUGAAAAACAAAGGACUGCGGAGCCUGGAGCUGUACGAGGAUGCCUUCACCGUGCAGCUGCAAGACGAUGAGCAGAAGCUACGGGUCUUCCCUUCAAUGAAGCCUAGUGGCAGACAGGAGGUACUGCAGCUCAUGCGGGUGAUGGACGACAUGUUGGAGAAGGCAGGAGUGGAGCAGCGAAGCGAAGAACUCAACGAACUCACCCAGAUCGAGGGCCUGCUGGAGCUGGUGCGCACGGAGCAGAACAUCUACAAUGUGGUUUUCCAUGAGCUGAUCAGACAGGUCAGUGUGGCCUGUGCCGAGAGAGGGCAGCUCCUCGCCAAACUCAGGCAGAGGUACCAGUCCCUCCUGGAGCGGAUCCCUCAGUACCUGAAGGCUCUGCACACUGAGGCCGUGGCUCAGAGGGCGUUGGACCGACAACUCACUGUGGAGAUUCACCGCAUCAAGACCUCCAUCCAGCAGCUCAGCAGAGAGCUGGCGAGGAUCAAGGCCCAUGAUGCCUUUGUUUCCCAGCAGGCCGAGCGAGCCCAACACGAGCUGACGGAAGCUCUCAACCAAAGUCACAACAACUCAGAAGUGGUUCAGAGUUACCACGAGCUGUACGAACUCCAGCGCAGCCGUCUGAACUCUCAGCUGAUGCAGAUGACCGAGGAGAGGGACCUGUGGAGCCACUUGACCUACUGCCUGGCCCUCAAGGUGAUCAGAGUGAAGGACUUGCAGCUGGUCAGUCAGUUGCACAACAGCGAAGAGACGUGGCACCAAACAGCGGAGAACUGCAGUGUCUAUAUAAACGCCAAGGACUCGGAGGACCUGAAGUCUCUCUCGGACAUCUCUGGGCUCUGGAGGGAGGAGCUGCAGAGGUUCAUGUCUGAGCUGAGGAGGAGGGACCAGGCUCAGUGCGACGUCAUCCGCUCCGUUCAAGACGACAUCUCCAGGUGGCUGCACUUCUGCUCGUCACAGCAGGAGAAUCACGGUCAAAAAUGUCCAAGAGCUACAAUGGAAGAAAUUAUUGCAGAUUUUAAAAAGUGGUGUGAGGCUCUGGUCCCUCAGGCUGAGCUCUUCCAGGGGGAGGAGGUGCUUGGUCUCAGAGAGAGCCUGGAGAAGAUGAUGACUGUUCGGGAUCAGUGGCUGGGUCUGUCCCUUCAGCUCCUCCAGAGACACCCGGGUCCACACGGAGCUCGGCCUCAGCACUACCACAGCCUCAGCGAACUCCAGAGCCUCCUGUCCGAGCUCGACACCAAACUCAGCGACCACAUCACCGGGGAGAACGGAGUGCACAGCCAGCUGCAGUCUCUGUGUGCCUCCAUAGAGCCCGGGUUUAUUAAACUGUCAGAGCUGAAGGAGCAGCCUCACGGAGCUCCGGCCCUGGACCUGAAGAAGACGGAGAAAUCACUCACGCUUUGGAAGAGUCUGGCGGACAAAAUCUUACAACUCAUUUUAGGAGAGAAAAUAGACCAACAGACCAACGAACCUGCUUUGUACGCAGAGACGAAGGAGGCCGCUCACAGAGUCAAAGUGUUUGUAGAAACUCUCUGCAGCUUCAUCGAUGCCGAGAACCAAACCAUCAGUCGAGAGAUCUUUAGUGUUCAUAAGGGCCGGAGUCGCUGGAUGUUGGACCUGCUCCUCCUCCUGGUCCCGGACUUGGAGCCGCACGCGAAGAACCACCGUGAGCGCAGACUCAAACUGCCCCACGCAUCCCAGCCCUCUGUCCCACAGCUGGAGGAGGACGCGGCCCCGCUGUCCCAGAGAGUGGAGCGGCUUUCCAAAUACUUCACCAGGACUUGUCAGCUGAUUUACGAGGAGCAGAGUCUGAACAGCCGAACUCGGCAAGAAGCGGCUGAGAAGGAGGUGAUGGAGUGUGGAAAACUCGAGAAUGAAUGCACAGACUGGGUGGACACUUCUAAAAUCCUCCUGGUUGGUUUAAAAAUGCCUCCUUUAGAGACGCUCACAUCCUUGAACGAUGGAGCAGCUACGAGGGAAGACGUGGAUUCACCGGGCAAUCAGGAAGUGCAAGAAAAACAUGAAAAAACAGAUGAACACACAGAGAUUAAAGAAGAAACAGCUGAACAAGAACUUGAGCAGAGGGAGCCAUCCGUCCACAACAGUCCCAUGGUGGAGCUGAUCUCCAGCGACCGCAGCGUCGUCCAGAAUAAACUGGGAGAGAGACGAGUUCAGCUGACUGUGAGCGAGGAGCUGGUGGUGGCUCCGGUCACUGAAGAAGCACAACGAGCUUUUACUGAUCUGAACACAGUGGAAUUAUUACAACAGGAACUCAUCGUUUCAGAGGAGCAGGUCCAGAGCGCACAGCAGAGGGCGCUAAAGGCUGAGGAGGCUCUGCAGGCCGCACUGCAGAGGAUCCAGGACCUGGAGCGACAGGUGGAGGGGCGGAGCCUGGAGCGUCCAGAGACACGAGAUCCAAAGCAGCCGGAGCCCUCCACCUCUCCACCUCCUGAGGUCAAAGCUGCUCCAGCGAAGAAAACUCCACCCGAGUCCAAACCUCAGACCAGCUCCAAAAAGACCAGGAAACGCUGAGACACACAACUGUCACAACUACA
This is a messenger RNA of Periophthalmus magnuspinnatus, 3014 nucleotides long. RefSeq names its product axonemal dynein light chain domain-containing protein 1-like. Bases 1 to 2991 code for a protein of 996 amino acids. NCBI's taxonomy places the organism in Eukaryota, Metazoa, Chordata, Actinopteri, Gobiiformes, Gobiidae. The transcript is spliced from 26 exons. The record is from RefSeq and is a predicted model, not a curated record.